This is a messenger RNA of Trichobilharzia regenti, 5143 nucleotides long. Lineage: Eukaryota; Metazoa; Platyhelminthes; Trematoda; Strigeidida; Schistosomatidae. The record is from the annotation of a GenBank genome assembly.
CACAAAUAAUUAACCCCAUCAUUUCCUUAGCUAAUAUUAUGAUUUAUUUUAUUAGGUACGCUUUCUGUCUUGAUGAUGUACAAUUAUUUGGAAGUGCACCUUCCACAUAUAUCAAACUGAAUUUACGGUAUAUUACUAUCAUACCACCUAGGCUUUUUCCCAUUUUCUGGAAAACUUUUUAUCCUGAUACAAAAACCUUUGGAUGUAAACUUAGAUUGUGGAUUGAACUUUGAGCUUAUUAGCGUUUUAGUAAGCUAAACCACACAAUUUUGCUUGUUGCAGUUACAAAAGUUCACGGAGUUUCUGCUUAUGCACAUGGUUUGGAAUCAGUAUGGGCAAAGGAUUAGCAAGCUUUUGAGUACCAUUAUCAAUGUGAACUCGAGAAAUACGGUGAUAUUUGCUUCAUUUGGAUCAGUAUUGUCAGGAGUGUUUUAUUUCGCUGUGAAUGACUGCAAACAUGUAUAUAUGAAGAGUUCAAGUACUGAUGUUCGCCGUCUUUCUCUAGAAGAGAAGUUUCGCACGUUCGCUUCCUUAGAGUUUCAUGGCGUAAUACUCAUGACACCCUCUGACUUCUUACGCUCUUUGGUUAAUGAUCAGACAGAUGUGAAGACCAAUGUUACCAAAGAUUCCGAAUUUGUCGAUAGAAUAAUGAAGAAAGCGACAGCGAAGAAAUAUGGAUCUCGAUUUUUCCGAAAUUUGCAGAAUGAUGGCAUAAUAACAUUUUCGGAGUAUUUGUUUCUGCUUCAUAUCCUCACAAAGUCUCCGUCGGGGUUUGAAAUAGCAUUUAAAAUGCUUGACAGAGAUAUGAGUGGUUCCGUUGAUGCAAAAGAAUUCAUGACUCUGAAUCAUAUAAUUGCAGAAAGCACAGAAGACAUAUCAGUUGGUGAAAAUGAAAAGUGUGAUCUUGUACUUCCGAAUGAGCACGCCUACAACACUACCCUUAUGACUCACCUUUUUGGAUAUACUAAAACUAAAAACCUCAGUUUCCAGGAAUUCGAAAGAUUCAUGCAAAAUGUGCAAACGGAAGCCUUAGAAGUUGAGUUUCAACAGUUUGCACUAGGUUCGUCUACAAUCACUCCAACGGAUUUUGCUCGAAUUUUACUCCGUUAUACUACUGUUUCUGCUACUGAGUAUGAUGCUUUUAUAACACGACUCCAAAAGCGUGUUCCUUCGAAUAUGACAAUUUCCUUCAACGAAUUUCAAAAAUUUUUCAUGUUUUUGAAUUGUCUGGAUGAUUUUGCAUUAGCGGUGAAGAUGUAUACUAUUGCUGGACAACCAAUAUCACUACGUAUGUUAUCAGUUUCCCAUUGCAUCUGUGUGAAAUUGUGUAUUCGCAUUUUAGUUUUAUUUAGUUUUUUUGAAAAUGCUGACGACACAUGACUUAACUGUUAAAUUUCCCUGAUCAAAGGAUGGCUGCAUGACGUUUUCAAUUGAUGCAUGAAUAGGUCUAAGACUAUCGGUUAUUGGCACUACUUUUGUAUUCGGAAAACUGGUGGUCUCUUUGUUUUAUCUCGGGAUUCCAUAUGUUUGGUAAAAGUAAGAUUUUUAGAUGUUUUUGAUAUAGGUGACCUAUUUAGCUCGCUUUGUUCCAAGUGAAGAAAGGAAAAUGUCAAAAAAUCAAUCAAAAUUAGUCUGUCAAAAUAAUAAUUGUCAUAGGCAAAUGAUGCUUAAAUAAGAGUAAACGAGUUUUAUGCAGUUUUCGGGCUCCUUUGCUAUACUGGUCUAUAGGUUAAUAUAUACUGUAUAUUAUUUUUUUGUUAAGGUCUAGAAAGUCUGUUGGUGCUUAAAAAAUUUUCUGAGGAUUCUUGGCAUACCUUGAUGCACUGUUAGAUGUGAGAUGUUACUGCUUCAAUGCUAAGCACUGACUCUUAUUCUAGUAAUAUGUAGUGAAGUGACUAAACGUGUUUAAUUGGGAAGUUUCAUUGGCUCUGAAGUGUCAGCAAGGAUACCCAUACCGAUACAACACUUGUAACCUCAUUUUAUAUUUGGUGUAGUUGCGGUGUCCAUCUAUCCAUCAAGAGAAUUGUGUACUGCGUUUUGUUUCUAUCCGUUCUUCUCUACGGCUGCAAAAGUCCGAUGAAGGUGAGACAUACAAAACUAUCUACAGCUUUUUACUACAUGUGUCUCUGUUUAUUAUUCCAUGUCGGCUGUAACAAUUUUUUCACAUGAAAUCAAAGGUAAUGUGAUAGGGCAUAAGAGGAAGUUGCUCGGUGAACUUGUGAAGCUCCCCUCAACUAUGGUAGUAUGGAAAUGUGUUACCAAUGCUGAGCCACUGGCUUCUUCAGGGACCAAUACUAACCAAAAUAAAACUUCACCACGGUAGAGAUAGAAGUGUUCAGAGUAAAAAGUGGCGAAAAUUCAUAAAGACUUUGAAUGUUCUUUUUGACCUCCUAGGAGAGGGUAGGCCAACUGGUUGUGAUUUUCGAAAUGCUAAGAAUCAAAGGUUUUGGACUGCUGGUAAAAUGACUAACAGUCGCUCCCACUGACGCAGACCCAUUCACUUCUUACUUUUCCGGGAUUCUAAAAACAUUUUCUAGUCUUUAUUUAAUUGUUCUAUCUUCCUAUGGCAUUGUCUUUUUCAGUUUCACUUAGUCAUUUUCCCUACCACUGACGUAUUCUUCACCAAGUUGUGGAGUCUUGAACUAGUUCAAUUUUUUGAGAACUCUUGCAUCGAUAAAUGGCUCGGCCAGUUUAUUCAAACAUCAUAACAUCAAUUUAUAUUCGCUAAAACACUCUAGGCUUAACUGACACAUUAUUAUGUAACGAUAGGCUAAUAAGUUUUAAAUUUAAUUUAAAUUUAUUCAAAUUUCGGAAUCUAUCAUUCAAAUAUGUAUUAUUGUUGUGUGAAGAAAUAUUUCUGUGUAUUUUAAAAGACGACAUGAUCCAUUUUACUGUGCCAUUCAUUUAAUGCUGCUACAUGGAAUUAUUUUCAGUGUUUAGCUACCUUUAUUUUAUUUACAAGGAAAUGAAGUAAAUCUUAAUUACAAUGAAAAAUUGACGUUUCCUGUUUUGGAACUGAAACAAAAUAAUUUUUAUUCAUUUCGCUAGCUACUCAUCAUCUGUAUAUGCUAUUGUUAUUCACUUGAGUUCAGGCUGGAGGACAGGGAUUCAGCAGUACAUCUGCACUUUAUCCUGUUUUCUGAGGUUCUCUUCAACUGGUUCCAUGGUUGCCCAUGAGCUCUCAUGUCCUCAAACUACCCUCUCCAUGUAAACCUCGAACACCCAACGCAUCGUUUUACAUUCGGGGACCCCUGAGGGUCUGACUUGUGAUGUCAGUCAAUGGUCUCCUCAGCGUGUAUCCAAUCGACCUCCAUUUUCUUCAGGACACAUUUGCUGAGCAGAGUCUCUUGUUGCUAAUUCUUUCUAACUGGUCAUUUGAUCUUCGCUGUUGAGCAAGAGAAGUCAGCUGUUGAUAAAAGUCUACAGCAGCCUGUUGGAAAUGCUUUUCAUGACACGCCAGCUGCUCAUAGCCUAACGAAAUUUUAUGUUUAUGUACGCGAGAACUUUAAAAUACUUGCAAAUAUUAUAUAAUGUCAAUAUGGAGUCUCUGAAAAAAACACAAUUAUUCUUCAGAUGCUUUCAGAAGUAACUUUAGUACCAUUUUGUCCUUUAUUUUUAUUAAUAUUUUCUAGCUGAAUUCAAAAGAGCUGUCAAAGCUUGUACUGGUAAUGAAUUAGGCUCAGAUAUUUUAACUGUAUUAUUUGCUCUGUUCGAUAUUGAUGAAGACAACUGUUUAAGUUACCAAGAGUUCAUUCACAUUAUGCGAGAGCGACAUUCUGGUGGAUUAUCGAAAACUGCCAAAAACAAUAAUAUCAUGCAUAUGUAUCGAAAAUGUUUGAAACGUCAUCUACGAAGCUCUAUGAAUCAAUAACAAUAUAAUCAAGGAAUAUUACAAUAGAAAUUUUAUGCCUCAAUAGUUAGUUAUGUUUAUUUUGUUACUUUCCAUUUUAUUCAAUGUACAAUGGACUGUGAUACAAUCAGAAAAUGGUGUAAUAUAAUUUUUGCGCGGUUCAUACAAUUUAUAUGUAUAUAUUUAUGUAUAAAAAAAGUAAUGACUGCUAUGCUGAAGCACUUAGGAAUCAGAGAUUAAAGUACAACCAUUUUAUCAUUUACAUAUUAAGCCUCAUAGUAACUAUGUUUAUGCUGAUAUGUGGAAAAAGCUGACGUUUCACUACUCAUGUGGAGAGAAUCUACAAUAAUUAAUUUCAAAUUGGAUGACAUAUUAAAUUUUAAACACUCACCGAAGAGUGGAUCAACUAAAAUCCCCUACAAUUCCCUACAUCUACAACUCCAAGUUAUUUAGUUUGAUUUUAAUAGAAUGAAGUGCUGUCAUUGUUAACUAUUGUUUUUUUAUUACCCUCAAGUUUGAACUUCAUACAUAAAUCAAGUUAUUAAUAACCAUUUCCUGUUACUUUCCUCCCACUAAUUUCCUCUCAAAAAACAGGAGGAUUUCCCUUUUUACUUAGAUUUCGGUUUAUUUGAAGUAGUGAACACUUUGAAAGAAAAAAAGUAGCAAGAUUUGUUUAAAUCAAUUUCUGUGUUGUAGUUUUUUUUAACACUAAUUUUAUUUGAAAAUCAUGACCUAACACUUAUAGUCUUUACAACAGUUUCUAAAUUUUUUAAACAACUUAAAUGCAUUUUAUCUCUUGUACUAUGAAAAGAGAAGUCUUUAGUCCCUGCUUUUAUAUUCUGUGAUGUUUGUUCAAUGUUCAAUACUUUACUUUGCACACAGCCUAAUUUGAAUUUCCAGUAAACAAACAAUACUGAUGCCGUUUUAUCGUUAAAAGACAUUCCUUUGCUUUUAAUUUGAAUUUUAAUUGGAAAGAAGUUGUACUCACUUAUCAAUGUUUCGCUUUCCUUUUUUAAAAACAUUUUGUUUUUUUUUGUUUUGAGUUAAAUGUUGUUACACUAUUCUUCAUCUUCCUCUUCUUCAGUAUACGUACGUAUAAACUUGAUUUUUGGUUCAUUCCGAAAAUUGUUUCUAAACAACCUGUGAUACUUCCUGUUAAAAAAAGAAAACAACUGUUAAACACCAAACUGUUAAAUAUCAGAUAUGCGGAAAGAAACUGUGUAUUUUGUGUAUUUAUAUUUGAGUAUAGUUACUUUUUAUUAUUAAAAUCAUACAUCUGUAAGUUGACGUGAA